Lolium rigidum is the source of this 2646-nucleotide messenger RNA. RefSeq names its product disease resistance protein RPM1-like. The transcript is spliced from 3 exons. The record is from RefSeq and is a predicted model, not a curated record. Gene Ontology annotation, molecular function: ADP binding. Bases 1 to 2646 code for a protein of 881 amino acids. Lineage: Eukaryota; Viridiplantae; Streptophyta; Magnoliopsida; Poales; Poaceae. Gene Ontology annotation, biological process: defense response to other organism.
AUGGCGGAGGCUGUGAUCGGGCAGCUGGUGGUAACGCUCGGCGCGGCGCUGGCGAAAGAGGCGGUGACCUUCAGCUGGGAUCUGCUAUGGAAGGAAGCCUCCGUCCUGAGGGGCCUCUUCGGCAAGAUCCGCGCGUCCAAGGUGGAGCUGGAGAGCAUGCAGGCCUACCUGCAGGAGGCGGAGCGAUUCAAGGACACCGACAAGACCACCGCAAUCUUCGUCGGCGAGAUCAGAGCCCUCGCCUUCCAAAUCGAGGAUGCCGUGGACGAGUUCACCUACAAGCUGGAGGAGGUUAAACACGCAGGAGGGUUUGCCGCCAAGAUCAAGAAGAGGCUCAAGCAUAUCAAGACCUGGCGCCGCCUGUCGGCCAAGUUCCAAGAAAUCGAAGGCAAGCUGCAGAAUGCCAAGAGGAGGAAGAAGGACUACGCCGUCAUUGCAGGAAUCGACAGAUCUGCUUCCGCCGCCAGAUCGAUGGAUCGAGGUCAAGCUCUGCAUUUCACCAGGAAGGAGGACCUUGUAGGCAUUGAGGAGAACAGGGACGUGCUAAUACGGUGGCUGACCGGCGGUGGCGUUGGUGAUGUUUUGGAGCAGAGGAGUAGCAAAGUCACCACAGUGUGGGGCAUGCCUGGUGUUGGCAAAACUACUCUGGUUGCUCAUGUGUACAGCACCGUGAAAUUGGAUUUCGACGCCGCGGCGUGGGUAACCGUAUCGGAGAGUUACCGGCUUGAUGACCUGCUGAAGAAGAUUGCCGCCGAGCUCGGCAUCGCAGUCGAUGUUGCAAACAUUGAGAUGAGGGUACUAGCAGAGUCCAUCCAUAACUACCUUCAAGGUAAAAAGUACAUUUUGGUCCUGGAUGACGUUUGGACUGCGCGAGUGUGGUCAGAGAUAAGGAAUGUCUUCCCAACAUCUGGUUGUACUGGCCAAUUUGUUAUCACAUCAAGGAAGCAUGAAGUGUCACUGUUGGCAACUAGGGAGGCUGCGAUUCAUUUGGAACCGCUGCAAGAACAUCACUCUUGGGUGUUGUUCUGCAAAGGGGCCUUUUGGAAUGAUGAUCACAAAGAGUGCCCGUUGGAGUUGCAGACAUUGGCUCGGAAGUUCAUAGCGAAGUGUCAAGGCUUGCCUAUUGCUCUUGCAUGCAUUGGCCGCCUACUCUCCUGCAAACCCCCAAUUUCAGCCGAAUGGGAGAAUGUGUACAGUGGUUUGGAUUCGCGGUUGGCGAAUGACGUGAUCCCUGAUGCUCAUAUGAUUCUAAAGGUCAGCUUGGAGGACCUUCCGUACGGUUUGAGGAAUUGUUUCUUGCACUGUGCACUGUUCCCAGAAGAUUAUGUAUUAAGGAGGAAGGCGGUAAUGAGGCAGUGGAUUUCCGCGGGGUUUAUCAGGGAAAAGGAGAACAGAACAUUGGAGGAAGUAGCAGAGGGAUACUUGGAUGAGCUUGUGAACCGAAGUCUACUGCAGGUAGUGGAAAGGAAUUAUGCUGGACGACUGAAACACUGUCGGAUGCAUGAUGUCAUACGCCUUCUUGCCCUCAAAAAGGCCAAGGAGGAAUGCUUUGGUGACGUUUAUAAUGGCUCUGCUACUGUGGCAUUCUCUGUAGGGGGUGCACGUCGCAUAUCAGUCCAGGGGGGAAACCUUGAGCAACUGAGGCGAUCUGGUGCAACACAUCUCCGUUCUCGUAUCAAAAUGCUGCCAAGGGAAGUGUUUGACUUGUUUAAUCUGCGUUAUUUGGGCCUUAGAGAUACCAAUAUCGAAAGCCUACCUGAAGCUGUGGGGAGGUUACAAAACUUGGAAGUCUUGGAUGCUUCCCACGCUAAGCUGACAUAUUUGCCAAACAGUGUUGUAAAACUUCAGAAGUUGAGAUACUUGUACGCAUAUGGUGUUCCUGGCGCAUUAGAUGCAUUAGAAAUUUUCAUGGUACGUGGAGUCAAGGUGCCUAAUGGCAUCCAACACUUGGCAGGACUGCAUGCUCUUGAUUGUGUCAAAGCCACUCCAGAUUUUCUGCGUGAAGUUACAGCUUUGACAGAGUUAAGAAAAUUCACAGUGUGCAAUGUGAGAAGUGAACACUCUGCUGACUUGAGCAAUGCUGUCACUAAAAUGAGCCAUCUUGUUCAUCUUGUAAUUGCCGCUGAAGCUGAGAGUGAGGUGCUGCAGCUGGAAGGGCUAUAUUUACCUCCAACCCUUUCUUGGCUUGGUUUAGCUGGGCAGCUAGACAAAACAUCAACGCCCCAGAUUUUCUCUUCUUGGUCACACCUUAGUGGUCUCACUCGCUUGCAACUGGCAUUCUCCAACAUUGAUGAGGGAACCUUUUCCUGUCUGUGCUUGUUACGUGGAUCAUUCCCUAAACUUCGAUUUCUACUCGUAGGGGGCGCGAAACAGCUCAACCGAAUCGGAAUAGAGGAAGGCGCGAUGCAAAAUCUGGUCGAGCUAUGGCUUGGAUUGUGCCCUGAGCUAGAGUUUCUUCCUGACGGCAUCGAACACCUUACAGCCCUUGAGAAAUUACUUCUGCAUGACACAUCAGAAGAGCUGGUAGAGAAGCUCCGGCGGCAGAGAGAUUCAGAUGAAUGCAGCGGAGAUGUAAUGAAGAUUAGCCACAUAAGGUAUGUUACAGUUGCACUGACUCAGAAAGGACUUCUGGAAAGGAUUAGGUGA